AGACUUCAACCUGUAAGUGAAGACUUGCCAGUAGCAUCUAUUCUGAUGUCGUUUUCGAGAGGAUGUGCAGCUCUACUAGACUUAAUGCAAAUACCUCACAGCCCGUGCUACAGUGAUACGGGGUAUCACUCAGAAACAGAUGUUGAACAAGAACUUUCAGUAAAGGACGUAAUGGCACGAUACGAAACCCUGUACCAUCAACACAGACCGAGGGCACUGGAAGCGCUGGAUGCUUUGCCAGAAUUAAGACAUGCAACCCAACUCAAAUCGAAAAUUUUAUUUUCAGUUGUAGUGCUGGCCUUCCGUACUUGUCGCACGCUUCGAGACAGCCGCCUUCAAUCAGCUCUUCGUCAACUCCAGCUGGAUCCCCACAGCCCCGCAGUAAGCAGCCUGCGUAAGGAGAUGCUGCGGUGCUUAGGUGCUACAGGGGACGCCUGUCCCUUCCAAGAGGCUGAGGCGCAGGUGGUGGGGCUGGUUUGUGAUACGCUGCGGGAGUAUAGGUGUCUGGAAGGUUGUGAUCAGCUCAGGAGGUAUGCGGGACAAGCUGCUAGGGUGGCGUGGGCGAUGGUUUGUGCGGUACCGCCUUAUGAACUUGAUACAGAUUUUGCUACGCCGGCGAAACUCCAACUGGAAAAGCACCAACGACACCAUUCGUCAGACAGAACCUGCGAAACGGUGAGAGCGUUCGUGUGGCCUGGAAUAUCGUGCCAAAAUCGGUGUGUCUUCAAGGCAAUCGUCGUCACUGAUGCUUCUGGAACAUGAACAGCUAGUCAGAUGAAGCAGUAGUCAUUGUGUAUUGCAGACGUCGUUCAGUAUUAGAAAUAUGAGUACGGCAAUCUGCCAACUGGAACUAGCGGCAAUUUACGUAAAACGGACAGCAAAAAAAUGUUUUCUAAUUCGUUCAUAAUAGUAGGUGUGAAAGAGACAACGCGAUCUUUUUCAUGGCACGAAAGUAUUUGAAAUUGAUUUUUUUUGGAAUAGACAAGUAUCAUACUGGAAUCUGAAACGUAGCGUUUUAUAUA
Messenger RNA from Acanthoscelides obtectus, 1022 nucleotides. Lineage: Eukaryota; Metazoa; Arthropoda; Insecta; Coleoptera; Chrysomelidae. The record is from the annotation of a GenBank genome assembly.